AUGCCGCCUCCGCCGCGGCGGGCCGUGCAGCUGGCGCCGAGCUCGCUGGCUCUGGUGCUGCGCCGGCGGCGGGAGCAGGACGGCGGGCCCGGCGGCGACGAGGCGAGCGGCGCGGCCGUCUUCCAGGCGUUCCGGCGCGCCAACGCCGCCUGCUACUGGAACGCCGGGCUGGCGCGCGCCGUGGCGCGGGUCUGGCUGCAGGGCUGGCUGCGCGGCGGCGUCCUCCUGCUGCAGGGCCCCGCCGCCCCGCUGCAGCUGCUCCGCGACGCCUGGCUCCGCAGGGCGCUGCGCCCGCCCGAGGGCUUCCUCAUCAGGGCGGUGGGUGAUGUGUCUCCAGUUCACAUGAAUCCCAUUUUGCAGUCCCAGUUUGUUCCUCUGGCAGAAGUCUUGUGCUGUGCUAUAUCUGAUAUGAACCUGGCUCACGUGACUGUUACACAAGAGACUUUACUGGAUCAGUUAGGCAAACACUACCCAGGUAUUGCAACUCCCACACAUGAUAUUUUAUACAAUACACUUGGCUUGCUAAUUAAAGAACGGAAGAUCUAUCAUACUGGGGAAGGAUACUUCAUAGUGACCCCAGAUACCUAUUUUAUCUCUAAUAAUACUGUGAAGAGUCCUCGGGAGCCAUCUAUCAUGUAUCUUGUAAGCAUGGAGGACUCUGCAGAGCUGACAAAAGAGGAUUUUCCUAUUACAUACCACUGCAGGUCCUGUCAUUGUUUCCCUGAGCAUACUGCAGUGAGUGAACCUCAACAGCUAUCGAGCCAUGAACUUAAUGGAAAAAGUCAGAAAGGAUCUUGCGAAUCCAGAUUCUCAGUCCAAAAUCCAGGCACUAAUACACUGACUGGCAACCAUUCUUGUGAAACUGCUCGCUCCUCACAAUCGGUGAAAGAAAAAGAGAAAGGUAAAAAGUUUGGACUGGGCCUUUUCUGGCGCAACACUUGUAAAAAAGAAAAACCUAAAAAAGUAUACUCCACAUUUUCCGCCCAGUUUCCCCCUGAAGAAUGGCCAGUCAGGGAUGAAGAUAGUUUGGAUAAUAUUCCACGUGAUGUUGAGCAUGAAAUUAUCAAACGCAUCAACCCUGUGCUGACAGUAGACAAUUUAAUUAAGCACACAGCACUGAUGCGGAAAAUUGAGGAACAGAAAAAAUACACCAGUAAAGGAACCUCUACAGAAGUGCUGACUGUGAAGCACAAACAUCUUUCCAAAGGGGGUGUGAGGCGAAAACACAGCAAAGCUGCAAAGCAUCGUAGGAAAGUGCAGUCUAGCAAAGAAAAACAGAUCAGUAAACCACCAAGAGACUUUAAAGUGGAUGACCUAAUACCAGCGAAUAGCAAACUGGGAAACUGUGUGGAACACCCAUCACCCUGUAUUACAAAUGAAUGUGAUGAACGGCUGUGUGGGAAUGCAACAGAGGCUGAAUUUUGCUUUGUACGCAAGAAAGAAAUUAAUAAUCCAUUUCAAGAUAUUCUGUGUAAAGGAAAUAAAUCCACAAAAGGACGUAAUAGUCAGAAAAAUGACUAUGUAAAAUCCACAGUUUCUAGAUCAGAGAGGAAUUUUCUGCGGCCCCAGUCUUUGGAUUCCUCAGAAACUAUGGACUGUAAAACAAAACACUGGUUUGCUAGCAGAUGUGAUGAUGAAGAUGUCACAAAGGAACAUCUGGUCACUGAUUAUUCCAGUCACUAUCAUGUCUUGGACCAUUGUGCUGAACACUCCGAUUACUCACAGUACCGAGCUUUACAAACAGGUGGCAAAUAUGGGUCUUCUGGAAAAAGUGUAACUUACGAACAUAAUAUGUAUCAAGGAGCAAGCCUAAAAAGUAUGGCAAAGGACCAGAAGGUUUCUGAAACUUACAAUGCACCCUUGCAUGAAGUAGGAUCCAUAAUUAAGUAUCCACAAGCUUCCAGUUGCACACAUCAGUGUGGCAAAGCUGGCCUGUAUGGCUUAAAGGAUCAGAAUUCAGGUCAGUUAAAAAGUGUGUGUUUAUCCAAUGAUACAGAGGCUGCUCACCAACUGAGACAGUCAGAAAAUGCUGCUGCUCACAGACAUAAUUGUGAUGUAAAGAUUGAGCUACAGUCGAGCAACGAUAGCAAAUGGCUCGAGUUUGUUAACCCACAGUGUGAAGAAUGUUCUUAUGAAGAGCCGAUUCCAUACCCAAAACUAGAUGGUGCUGAUGCUUGCAGUUCAUUGUGUCAGGGAGGUGAAGAGCAACUACAUAAGGAAUCAUCGGAGUUGUUGUCCAGCCAAGUUCCAUAUAGUUCUUCAGAUACAGGAAGGCGAAGUAACAUAGAAUGCAAACUGGACACUGACAUGUUAGGAAGUGGGAAUAUAAAUUCUCACUUCCCAGAGCAUGGAAUUGAUGCAGACAACGUUGAUUCUUGUGAUCAUGAAGAUAAUGUAAUUUUUAGCAUUAUUAGGUCAAACGGCUCCAAAGAGUAUCAGAAGGCGAGCUGUGAAGGAGAGAGUUGUGCCUUCCAUCAGAUACCUCUGUGUGUUUCCAAAAGCAAUGAUGAGAGCAAGCAUCUUGAUGGACAUGGGCAAGUAUUGGACACUGUUGAAGCUCCUGUGUUUAAUUUCUGUGAUUUACAUGAGGCAGAGACCAAAAUUUGGCAGAAAUCAGUAAAUGAAGUGGAUGAGAAACUGGCAUCCUUGACACUACCCCCCAAAAGCAGAGAAGUUAAGAGGGUCAUUAUGGAAAAGCCACAGACAUUUGAGGAUGCAGCAAGUGUUCUAGAUCAGAGUGUCCAGCAUGAACAAAACCAUUUGCAAGGUACAAGUAGCCAAAGCGUAACAGGAGACAGUGGAAUAGAUUCUCCAAGGACACAAAGUCUAGCAUCUGCUAAUUCUGCCAUCUUAGAAGGACUGAAAAAAGGAAGACGUUUCUUAAUGAACUUGGAAGACAUAGAGAAGACAAUACAGAGUGGGAAAGCUCUCACGCGGAAUUCAUUACUUCAAUUGACUCCAGUCAUGAAUGUUUAAUGUUUGCCCCCUUCUCACUAAACUUUUGUGAAUUGCUUUGUAAAAACGUUAUGUUUACAGUAAAUCUCUAAAGCUACAAAUAUGUUACAGAUAUAGCAGAAUUCAUGGUAUGUGCUUUUAAAAUGUAUGAAAGCUUUUGUAAUAAAAUCUUAAUAUUAAAAUGGUA
Molecule: messenger RNA, 3142 nt
Organism: Eublepharis macularius
Lineage: Eukaryota; Metazoa; Chordata; Lepidosauria; Squamata; Eublepharidae
Gene: STOX1
Product: storkhead box 1
Exons: 4
Coding region: 1-2976 (991 amino acids)
Biological process (GO): positive regulation of transcription by RNA polymerase II
Cellular component (GO): cytoplasm; nucleus
Molecular function (GO): RNA polymerase II transcription regulatory region sequence-specific DNA binding; DNA-binding transcription activator activity, RNA polymerase II-specific
Source: RefSeq, a predicted model, not a curated record